AUUUCUGCUCACGUAGUAAGUUCUUUCAUCAUGGCGAGAAUUAUGUUCAUUCUUUUACUGUCCGUUCUUGGAUGUGUACUUGCUUCUCCAACCUGUACUAUUGAAGAAGUCGACAAAUGCUUAGGUGACAACGAAGACUUUAAGUUUAUGGUCCUUGGAGAAACCUACCCGGAAGAUGAUGAACACUUAACGAAAUUUUGCUUAAAAGCUCCUCCACUGCUGGAUUGUGCAAUUGAUUUUAUUGAGCGAUGUCCAAAUUCUGAAAUCUCAAACUAUCUUGAAGGUGUGAAGGAUCAAAAAGCAGUUUUGGAAAAGUUAUGUGACACAUCUCUCUCAUUUAGAGCAGAGUACUUGGAGCACGCUGCUUGUAUGAACAACAAAGUCUCAGCGGUUAAGGGUAAAUGUGCUGAUUACAUGAAUAUGUUUGCGAACAAUUUCAAGUGUUCCACAGGGGUCCAUAAUUACCAGGUCUGUAUUGAAGACUCGGUUGAAGAGUGCGGUGAGAAGGCAGCUGAAAUUUUCAGAACCUUGUAUGAGCCCAAAAUGGAUAUUAACACGAUAGUUUGUGAAGGUACAUUCAAGUAUCUGAAAGAGAAAGGAAUCAUUUCAUAAAGCUUCGUUAUGAAAGAAACUUAUUAUCUCCAAGAAAUGUGUAAGCAUUUAUAAAUAAAAAAUAAUUCAAAAAGUUUUAAA
This is a messenger RNA of Uloborus diversus, 693 nucleotides long. RefSeq lists its product as uncharacterized. The coding region runs from base 31 to 612 and encodes 193 amino acids. The record is from RefSeq and is a predicted model, not a curated record. The transcript has 5 exons. Lineage: Eukaryota; Metazoa; Arthropoda; Arachnida; Araneae; Uloboridae.